CUGAAAUAAAAUUGGUAAUUACAAAAGAACUAAUUUGUCACAAACGUUAAAAAUAGACUCACAAUCAAUCACAAACGACUUAUAUACAAACGAAAUACACUAAGAAAAAUGAAAAAUAAUCAUAUUUUAUUAUUCCUUCCGGCUAGCUUCAUGUAAGUAGGUAUGUGGCGGCCGGCGUUGAAGUCGGUAAAAAAGAAAACGCCUUCAAGAAAAUUCUCAUCGCCGCCUUUAGCAAAUCAAGCUUGCUGUAAAAGAAUAUAUACGGCAGUAAUAACUUAGUUUCGCAAAGAAGGAAAACCUUAAUUUUUUCUAACAAAGAAAUGUUCACCUGUUCAUGAGAAAAGACUUCAAAUGGAACCGGAGGAACCAGAAGCAGUGCAGCAAGCACCAUCUUUUUCAAAUCCUCCUGAGGCAAAUGUUGAAACGGCUCGUCUGGUUAAAAGCAUGAUUUGAUAAAGGCGGCGUUGAGAAUUUUCUUGAAAGCGUUUUCUUCUUUACCGACCUCGACGCCGGCUGCCACAGGCCCAAAAUUCACGACUCUUCCAGAACAAAAGCAAAGCGUCUUGUUUGGUCUUGUUGGCUGAUCUGUAGUCACUACACAUACCCAUUGUCGAUUUUACUCGUCUUUGUUUGUGUAUAAACAUACGCGCAUAAUGCUAGGCGGAUCAGAUAUAAACUACAGUUUAAUUUCUGCGGUUCGUUCUGGGGAUUUAAAAAGAGUACGCAAGUUAAUAAAUUAUUACGGUCUAUCUUAUUCACAAGCAUGGUCAGAAGGAUACGUUUUACUCCGUGAUGCUAUUGCAAAUGAACAUACAGAAAUUGCUAGACUACUUUUAAUAAAUGGUUCCAAAGUUAACAGUAAAAACAAGAAACCCUCUGAUACUCCACUUCAUUUAGCUGUUAUGAAGGGUAACAGAGAAAUUGUUGAACUGCUACUAGAUAGAGGUGCUGAUGUUGAUACUAGAAAUGCAAACGGUUGGACAGCACUGCAUGAUGCAGUUCAAAGAGGAAAAGUGGAAAUUACUCAACUCCUUUUGAAUCGGGGAGCUAAUGUUAAUGCUGUAGGUAUUUCCGGUAAAAUUCCACUUCAUGUUGCUGCUCACAAUGGAUAUGUGCAGAUUGCUGAAGUUCUUCUAAAUCAUGGGGCUUAUAUUCAUUCUGUAUGUACUUCAAAACAGUGGGAGGGGUAUACACCACUACAUUUUGCCUCUGAACGAGGUAGUCUAGAAGCUGUUAGAUUAUUUUUGGAUAGAGGUGUUGAUGUUAAUGCUAACGCAAAGGAUAAUUUAACGCCACUUCAUAUGGCUACUAAAGCAGGACAUAAAACAGUUGUAAAACUACUCCUGGAACGUGGGGCUAAGGUUGAUGCCCAGGUUAAGAAUGGCAAGACUACACUGUAUCUUGCUGUUGGAAAAGGACAUUCAAUGAUUGUUAAGGAUAUUUUAAAGUAUUGUCCUGAUAUUAAUAAUCAAAGCAACAGAAGCUCUCUUAAUGCCGCAGUAUAUGGGUAUAGAAAAGAGAUCGUCGAGACUCUUCUUCAACAUGGUUUUACUGUUGAUCCUAAAGAUGUAAAUAAUCCUGAGUUGCUGCAUACUGCUGUUGAGAAAGGAUAUUUGAAAAUUGUUGAAGACCUGUUGAAGUAUGGUGCUAAUGUUAAUAUGUUACACAGUUCGAUGUAUAGAAAAGGUUUUACACCUCUACAUAGUGCAGCCAACAACAAGCAAAAGGAAAUGGCCAAAUUAUUGAUAAACUAUGGAGCUAAUGUUAAUGCUAAAGAUGCAACUGAAAAAACUCCAAUAUUUUAUGCUAUUGAACACGUUGAUGCAAAAGUCACCAAACUACUUUUAACUAAUGGAGCUGGUAUAAAAGAUAGACCUGAGUUACUAAGUAUUGCUGUUGAAAAGAAAUGCAAAGAAAUUGUUGAAAUUCUUUUACAACAUGAUGCUGAUAUUAACGCUAGUGAUAAGUAUGGAAGAACAGCCUUAUAUUUUACUGCUCUUGAUAAAGAGAGAGAAAUUGCCGCAUUGCUGCUAAGUAAGGGGGCUAAUGUUAAUGCUAAAACUAAAGAUGGAGAAACAACACUUCACGCUGCUAUUAAGAAUGGAUGUACAAAAGUCGUUGAAGCUCUUUUGGAAUACAAUGCAGAUGUUAACUAUGUAGUAAAAGGUGAUAUGACACUGCUUCAUCUUUCUGCUCAGAAAGGAAAUGAGUUAAUUAGCAAAAUGCUUUUAAAUAAAGGGGCCGACGUCAACGCUACACGAAAAGAUCGAAUAACUGCACUUCAUAUUGCUGCUGAAAACGGUCAUUCGCAAAUUGUUGAGAUUCUCUUGGAAUUUGGUGCUGAAGUUGACUUUAGAGACGAGUAUGGUAGAACAGCACUUCAUAUUGCUUCUAAAGAAGGACAUGCACAAGUUGUUAAUGCUCUUCUAGAAUAUGGUUCUGACAUCAACAUUAUAAGUGAAAGUGGUCAUACGCCACUUGAAUAUGCUAUGCUUAGUGCUCAAUACUUUCAUGAUAGAUUUGAUCAUCAAUUUAAUAACUAUGAUUCUGAUAGUGAUUAUUAUGAUCCUGAUCAUGAUUAUUAUGAUCCUGAUCGUGAUUAUUAUGAUCUUGAUCAUGAUUAUUAUGAUUCUGAUCGUGAUUAUUAUGAUCCUGAUCGUGGCACUUCCCCUUGUGAAGAAGUUGCUGAGAUCCUUAAACAGUACAUAGUUAAAGUAAAAACUGCAGGCUUAUACGUAAGCGCAAGAAAUUUAAGGUUGACUAAUUUCGAUGAAACUAGGCUCAUUGAAAUUAGCGACGAUGAAAUUAGUGACAAUGAAAUUAGUGACAAUGAAAUCAAUGAUAAUGAAAUUAUAGGCAUUAAAUUUAGCAAUUUUCAGAGGGAAUGUAAAGCAGAAAUAGAAAUUAUGAGGGGUGAGAAGAUUGAUAAUAGCAAUACUUCUUUUCACGAUAUCCUGACAAAGAGUAUAAGUCAAUUAGCAAUAUAUGCAAGGAAUAAAAAUAUAGUACAGGCCUUGAAAUCAGAUGAUUAUAAAACGAAAUUUCCAAUAUAUGCUAGUGUCAUAAAUGGUCGAUUUAGGAGGGGCAUAGAAAGAAAAAAGUUACUGGAACAAGGCAAUAUGUUUUUGCAGUCUCUCUUCGAAAGCCUUCUUGGAUUAUCAACUUAUUGUACUGAAAACAUAUUGAGUUACCUAAGUGGUGAAGAUUUAAGAAAUUUAAUAGAUGCUUGUAAGCCUUUGAAUAGCCCUAAUACCUACAUUUGCGAUAGAAUAGCUACUUCUAGAAGUAGCCAAAUUUCUAGAUACUAACUA
Molecule: messenger RNA, 3311 nt
Organism: Osmia bicornis bicornis
Lineage: Eukaryota; Metazoa; Arthropoda; Insecta; Hymenoptera; Megachilidae
Product: ankyrin-1-like
Exons: 1
Coding region: 654-3308 (884 amino acids)
Molecular function (GO): protein binding
Source: RefSeq, a predicted model, not a curated record